AAGCAAGAUCCUCAUCGACAACAAAGUUCAGACAUUUUCACCUCAAGGACGGACUACUCUAAUUAAGCUAAACCUGACUUCUUUACAACCAAUAUGACUUUCUUUAGUCGAUCACCAAAACACCAGCGUACUCACGAUGUUGGGGAUAUCUCUCAGUCAAUGGAAAACAUUUCAAUUUCCAGUAAUAACAUGAUGGAUAUAGAUACAAGCUAUAGAUCCAAUGUUGGUGCCACUCCUAAUAAUAAGUUCAACCAAUUCAACAAGGAAAAUAUCACUCCCUUGAAUUCACCUACUAAGUCAAUCUUACACAAUUCUCCCGACGGAGGAAGAUACUCUGCAGCCAACACUCCUUACAAGAGUUUCAAGCUAAACUACAAUCAGCCUAAUGCUCCAAUUGUCCAACAGCAACCACCACAACAGCAGCAACAACAGCAACAACAACAACAACAAGAUCCUAAUAUUCGGGCAAUUCAAGAUAACAUUAGUCAAUUACAACCAUCUCCACACACUAAAAGGUUCAAAUUAUCCGAUGAAGAAGUUCGUAAACGUAUUAACAACCCCAAAACAAAAAGAUUAGCAUCAGUGGCUCAAAUUUACUUUUUAGAUUAUUAUUGUGAUAUGUUUGAUUAUGUUAUUAGUCGAAGAGAGCGUACACAUUUGGUUGAACAGAAAUUACUUACUGAUGCAAAUUAUUCCAAUAGUCCUCAGAAACAACAAUUAGAAUGGAAGAAUUAUAUUGGUAGGGAAAGAGCUUUGUUGAGGAAAAGAAGAUUGAAACCUAAGCAUAAAGACUUUGAAAUGAUCACUCAGGUCGGUCAAGGUGGAUACGGACAAGUGUUUUUAGCCAGAAAGAAAGAUACCAGAGAAAUUUGUGCUCUUAAAAUCUUGAAUAAGAAGUUAUUGGUAAAGUUGGACGAAACAAGACACGUUCUUACUGAAAGAGAUAUUUUGACAAAUACCAGAAGUGAAUGGUUGGUUAAAUUAUUAUACGCUUUCCAAGAUCCUGAAAAGGUAUUCCUCGCUAUGGAGUUUGUACCUGGUGGUGAUUUCAGAACUUUAUUGAAUAAUACCGGAUAUUUGAUACCUCCUCAUGCAAGAUUCUAUAUCAGUGAAAUGUUUGCUGCUGUUAAUUCCUUGCAUGAAUUAGGGUUCACCCAUCGUGAUUUAAAGCCCGAAAAUUUCUUGAUUGACUCAAAGGGUCAUAUUAAAUUGACUGAUUUUGGAUUGGCUGCUGGUACUGUUUCAAAUGAUAGAAUUGAAUCCAUGAAAUUGAAAUUGCAAAAUUUGCAGGACUUAGAAACAUAUCAAUUACCUUCAAGAUUAAUGCUUGAACGUCAAAAGCUUUUCAAACAAAGUCAAGGACACCAUAACCUUGCUAACUCUAUAGUUGGUUCUCCGGACUAUAUGGCAUUGGAGGUUUUAGAAGGUAAAAGUUAUGAUUACACUAUUGAUUAUUGGUCAUUAGGAUGUAUGUUGUUUGAAGCUUUAUGCGGAUAUCCACCAUUUUCUGGUUCAAAGCAAGACGAAACUUAUUACAAUUUGAAACAUUGGAAGACUGCCUUGAGAAGACCGCAGACCAAGGAUGGUAGAUUUGUAUUUAGUGAUCGUACUUGGAGUUUAAUUACCAAAUUGAUUGCAGCACCAAACCAAAGAAUACGAAACUUUAAACAAAUUCAACAAAUGAGUUAUUUUGUUGAUAUUAAAGAUUGGGAUAAAUUAAGAGAACGUACUCCUCCAUUCACACCUCAAUUGGACAAUGAAGAAGAUGCCGGAUAUUUCGAUGAUUUUGAAGAUGAAGAAAUGAUGAUGAAAUAUAAAGACGUGUUUGCCAGACAAGAACAGAAUGAACAAUUGUUGGAAAAGAGUGGUGACAAUAAGAAGUUCCAACAAAAUAACUUCAUUGGGUUUACAUUCAAACAUAAGUUGAAUCCAAACAAUAAGUUUGGUAAUGGAGAGAUUAAUCUCUUGAACAUGGGCGCGGGAGCUCCUGGAAAUAACUCCAGAAGAUUAGAUCCUUUGGCCACCUUGUAUUAGUUUCAUAUAAAAAAAAAGACAAAAAAAAAGGUUAAUUUUAGGUUUGGUUUUUCAUUCGUUCUUGUAUUUGUAUAGUAAAUAAUACUUACUUCCAUAUAUAAUCUUGGUCGAUCUUCUCUUUCAAGUACUUCCGCUGGAGAGUAUGCAAUUCCUCAGCAUUACUGACACUUUCUGACAAUAAAUUGAACAAUUCCUCUUGAACAAAUUCACCCUGACUUUCCAAAAGUAAGAUCUUGUCAGCUUUACCUUCUUGAAUGUUAAAACAUACAACAUGAUGAGAAUCACUUUGGGAAAGUUCCUUUCCUGUAGGGUUCUGUAUCAACUUAUUUUCAGUUAUGCAGGACACAACUGAAGCAAAUGAAGAAUAUAAAGCGAUAUCAGCGUCAAUCAAGGCAAAAUAACAACAAUUUAUAGCAGCAUUCAAUUCAUUGGCAGUGAAUUUUGGAUCUUCAUCAGUGACUAAAAAUUGCACAACAAUCAGAAUCAAUUGACGAGGGUAUUUGUAUCUUAUAAUAAUGGAUUGUAACAAAGCUCGUAACUUAUCUUCCAAUAACUUUUCCCUAGUUGUCGACAACCCCUUUGCUGGUCUAAUUAUGAUUUCUAAACUUGCUUGAUUAGGUAAUUCUUGACGUUGUUUAGGUUCAAUAGGGCCGGACACGGACGCUAUCACUUUUGUAUUUCCUAUUAUUAACUCUGCCGAACCGUCUGAAUUGUCCAACACGGACAUUUGAACUUGAAAGGCCAUGCUUGCUGUUUGUUACCUGUGAUAUGGUCGAU
Spathaspora passalidarum NRRL Y-27907 is the source of this 2811-nucleotide messenger RNA. It is a transcript of the gene DBF2, whose product is annotated as serine/threonine-protein kinase. NCBI's taxonomy places the organism in Eukaryota, Fungi, Ascomycota, Pichiomycetes, Serinales, Debaryomycetaceae. The coding region runs from base 619 to 2034 and encodes 471 amino acids. The record is from RefSeq and is a predicted model, not a curated record. Gene Ontology annotation, biological process: peptidyl-serine phosphorylation; intracellular signal transduction. Gene Ontology annotation, cellular component: spindle pole body. Gene Ontology annotation, molecular function: ATP binding; protein serine/threonine kinase activity. The transcript has a single exon.